Penicillium odoratum is the source of this 510-nucleotide messenger RNA. RefSeq lists its product as uncharacterized. The record is from RefSeq and is a predicted model, not a curated record. The coding region runs from base 1 to 510 and encodes 169 amino acids. NCBI's taxonomy places the organism in Eukaryota, Fungi, Ascomycota, Eurotiomycetes, Eurotiales, Aspergillaceae. The transcript has a single exon.
AUGGCGAAUGCCAUAGGCUUAUCUCUGGGAACUGAUGUAUCCCUUAAUGAACGUUCGUGUUCUUAUACCGAAUACAGCACCAGCUGUUACACUGCCGGUACCGAUGGCAAUCGAGUCAUAAGCGAAGAACAGUUCAACUUUAUGGUUGUGGAAAUGGAGUCUGCCGCCGUGGACACAGGAUACACUGGCAUCUGCUACACUGCAGAGAAUAUGGGAUGUGGCGAUGAAAACCAAUAUACCUGUACUACUCGAGCCAUUGUCUAUUCAGAGACCAGUACAGAGUUAGGAACCUGUGCGUUGGAUCACAUUGCCACGGCGUAUAAGAAUUUAUAUUCCGAAUGCGGCGCUGCAGGAGGUGUUCGAAGUGUCCUUGUAGCCGGCGAGGGUGGAAACGUGGUUGAUUAUACUCUAUACGCGACAACGGACACAGUUGAUGCUUGCCCAAGCAGCUAUCUUCGGACUGCGAUCACCUGCGAUGACGACUGUUACGAUGACGAUUUGAUCAUCUAG